AUGGCUGCAGUCGUACUGGGAAAGAGGUCUCGAAAAGUUCUGGAUGAAGAAGACAUCUCACCACCUCUCCCUUCCACUAAGAGAAGAACGCGGCGCUCAUCACCACUGAUAUACGAGGAUGCUGCAGAACAGAACCUGUUGGGGGUUGUUGGAGCAACCAAGAAACAGAGUAAUAUACAGAAUACUUGUUUUGUCAAUACACGUACAGCAACAUCAAAAACCACCCUGCUCGAUGACUCUCAGAAGUACAAGCUUCGCAAACCCUCGGUCGAUCCAUCAUUUUCAUCGGAGGCCAAAGACAAGCUAGUCUUGGAUGAAAACACUCCUCGUACGACAGUUUCAACACCAUCAACCGUUCGCUUCAAAGAUGCCUUUGAGCAAUCCACUCCGAGCACUCCAAAGCAUCGUGUGCGGCUCGUUGGACGACUUCUCACACCUCGCUCGUCAGGGUCGUCGACACCAUUGAGAUCACAGAAUGUAUACUCUCAAGCAAGACAAGCGUUCACGCAGAAUGGGACUUCGAAGAUCAUUGGUCGCGAAAUGGAACGGGAGAAAUUGAGCAACUUCAUUUCCAACGCGAUGGAAACUAGAGUUGGUGGGUGCACUUAUGUCAGUGGACCACCUGGAACUGGCAAAAGUGCGCUGGUGUUGGAAAUCCUGGAACAAUUCCGAGACCAGCACAUCAAAGUUGCGUCCAUCAAUUGUGUAGCUCUGAAAUCCUCUUCAGAGGUACUGGCCAGGUUUACUCAAGAGUUUUGCGCAUCAACCCAGGGCAAAACUGGAUCAAAAGCUACGCUCGCAAGGUUAUUCACCACGAAAAAAACCGAUUCACCCUUGCACUUGGUUUUGCUAGACGAGAUGGACACACUCCUUGGCAGCGAUUGCGAACUUGUGUACAACAUCUUUGAGUGGGCGAUGCACCCAACCUCGUCACUCAUACUGAUCGGCAUUGCCAAUGCGCUUGAUCUCACAGAUCGCUUCUUACCACGGUUGAAGGUGAGAAAUGUCAAGCCACAGCUUCUGCCAUUCCUCCCCUAUUCGGCCUCACAAAUUUCGAACAUCAUCACGGAAAAGCUAAAGUCUCUCUUACCAGCUGAAAGCACUGCAUCUCCAGGUUUUGUUCCUCUGAUGCAUCCUGCUGCUAUCCAGCUCAGUGGUAGGAAGAUUGCGUCUCAGACAGGGGAUCUUCGAAAAGCGUUCAGUCUCGUACGCAGAGCCAUUGAUCAGGUGGAGCAAGAAACACUAUUGAAGAUGAGCCAAGAGGAAAGCAUUACGCCCACCAAGCAACCUCUGGGAGAGAUCAUGAAUCCCCCAACAAAGCUAGCAUCGUCAGUGUCUUCCGUGAAAGAGACACUUUCUCCCAAGGCUCCACGAUCUGUUCUAUCACAGCUUAGCCUGGAAAGCGCGCCAAGAGUGAGCAUUGCACACGUAGCUAGAAUCGCCUCGAGUAUUUUCAACAACAGUGCACAGUCUCGUCUUGGUGGAUUGAAUCUUCAGCAGAAGGCAGUUUUAUGUUCUCUUGUUGCGUCGGAGAAGAAGCAGAACCAACGAGACCCUUACAAGACACCGUCGAAGUCAUGGUCGAAGAUAGCCACUGUCAAAGGGCUGUUUGAGACCUACACAAUGCUGUGCCACCGAGACGAGGGAAUAUUGCAAGUACUCAAAAGUACCGAAUUCCGCGAUGUGGUUGCCAGUCUAGAGACACUGGGGUUGGUACACGAGGCAACGGGACGAAACUCGAUCAUCUUGACGCCUGCGAGUACACCAACUCGAACUGGACGAGCGAUGGACGACAAGCAGGUUGUGAGCGCUGUAUCGGAAAAGGAGAUGAGAGAUAGCCUGGUCGGACCCGGGUCGGACUUACUACAGCGACUUCUGGACGACUGA
This is a messenger RNA of Exophiala aquamarina CBS 119918, 1887 nucleotides long. RefSeq lists its product as uncharacterized. Gene Ontology annotation, biological process: mitotic DNA replication checkpoint signaling; cell division; DNA replication initiation. NCBI's taxonomy places the organism in Eukaryota, Fungi, Ascomycota, Eurotiomycetes, Chaetothyriales, Herpotrichiellaceae. The coding region runs from base 1 to 1887 and encodes 628 amino acids. Gene Ontology annotation, cellular component: nucleus. The transcript has 2 exons. The record is from RefSeq and is a predicted model, not a curated record. Gene Ontology annotation, molecular function: DNA replication origin binding; ATP hydrolysis activity.